UUUAACAAAUACUUGACAGGUGAAUUGUGCAUAGAAUAAGCUUUCCGUUGGUUUUGUAUAAGUGUUAUGUGAUGGUUAGCAUAAUCUGUAAACAAAGGGGGCGUUUCCACUAAUCAUACGAGACUUAGUCGAUAAGACAACUGUAUCAAAAAGUUUGAAUUUUGGGAGGAUAUACUGGACGCUAACUGGUGAUAAUCAACUUGAACAUCAUAUAUUAGCAAAAGCUUUCCGUUGGUUUUGUAUAAGUGUUAUGUGAUGGUUAGCAUAAUCUGUAAACAAAGGGGGCGUUUCCACUAAUCAUACGAGACUUAGUCGAUAAGACAACUGUAUCAAAAAGUUUGAAUUUUGGGAGGAUAUACUGGACGCUAACUGGUGAUAAUCAACUUGAACAUCAUAUAUUAGCAAAAGGUUAAUCAUGGGUAGAUGUGCUGAAUACUUAGCCAAGUUUGGACUCAUCUUUUUCAAUAUCAUAUUUAUUCUUUCAGGAAUAGCUGUGCUUGGUGUUGGGAUAUGGGUCGUAGUGGACAACAAUGUUGUGAACAUGCAGAACUUGGUCGAGUUCGACUCCAAUGACAAGUCACUCUUCACAGCGGCAUGUAUUCUCAUUGGUUUUGGCAGUUUCGUUCUCAAUGUCAGUGUGUUUGGGUUCCUGGCAGCUUGUUGUGCUAGCAAAAGCAAAUUCUUCAUUGUUGGAUACCUUGUAUUCCUGGUCAUUAUAUUUAUUGGAGAAUUCGCCGGCGGUAUAACUGCAGCAGUGUCCAAGGGCAAGAUUGGCGAUAAUUUACAAGGUGUGCUAUCGAAAUCAUUUGAGAAAUACAAUCCUGGUAACGAACUUCUACCAAAAGCCUGGGAUUACAUGCAGACAUGGUUGCAAUGCUGUGGCUCGGAAGGACCAAAAGAUUAUACAAACAUAACCUUUACACCCACGACUCAGUACGUUCCGAAAACUUGUUGUAUAUUGUCAAAAAAAGACCCCGAGCAUCCAAAACCAGUAGACGGGACUGCUUGUCAAGAACAGGCCUUACAGAUCCAAAUGGGAAAUGCACCAAUAGGAGAAACAUUUGUGCAAACACAGGGAUGCUAUAACAGUUUGGAAGACAAAAUUAAAUCACAUUUCGGUGUUAUAAUUGGAGUUGCAGUUGGCAUCGCAAUAAUUCAGAUUUUUGGAAUAGUAUUGUCGAUUUGCAUUUGUAGAGGGCGGCGAACAAGUGGUGGCAACGGCGUCUUUUGAUUAGACGUCGGACGCUGUGAAUAUUUACAUAAAAACACUUCAAAGUCAUGAAUUGUAUAUAGAUGUUUGAAUGACAAGAACAUGUUUUGAAAAUCAUGCGAGAGUGCAGAUGUUUGUUUUUGAAAGAUUUAUAAUUUGAACUAGUCUUCACUAUUGUAAAGGCACGCACAUCAUUUUCAUACGUCUGCAAAGACGGGUGGUAAUUUUACACGACGCCAUCAAAAAGCCAAUAAGAGUGCUAGCGCCGUUUUAGGCAGGCGAAUUCGUCCGCCAGACUAUUAUUACCACAAAUUGAAAGUCACAAAGAUCAACCGAGUGCUGAGACUGACAACAUAAAUCAUUCCAUGUGCAAUUCAAAUAGUUCCGUCAUGUAUAUCAGUUUUAACACGGAUUUGUUUAAAGAUUGUUAAACUCGUCUGUUCAAUAAAAACUUUUUUUCAACCA
Molecule: messenger RNA, 1675 nt
Organism: Mercenaria mercenaria
Lineage: Eukaryota; Metazoa; Mollusca; Bivalvia; Venerida; Veneridae
Product: CD82 antigen-like
Exons: 11
Coding region: 416-1231 (271 amino acids)
Cellular component (GO): membrane
Source: RefSeq, a predicted model, not a curated record